Molecule: messenger RNA, 2945 nt
Organism: Chinchilla lanigera (long-tailed chinchilla)
Lineage: Eukaryota; Metazoa; Chordata; Mammalia; Rodentia; Chinchillidae
Gene: Lhx6
Product: LIM homeobox 6
Biological process (GO): regulation of transcription by RNA polymerase II; neuron differentiation; forebrain neuron development
Cellular component (GO): nucleus
Molecular function (GO): RNA polymerase II transcription regulatory region sequence-specific DNA binding; DNA-binding transcription factor activity, RNA polymerase II-specific
Source: RefSeq, a predicted model, not a curated record
GUGAUGGCCCAGCCAGGGUCCGGCUGCAAAGCGACCACCCGCUGUCUUGAAGGGACUGCGCCGCCAGCCAUGGCGCAGUCGGAAGCCGAGGCGCUGGCAGGCGCUCUGGACAAGGACGAGGGUCGGGCCUCCCCAUGUACGCCCAGCACACCAUCUGUGUGCUCACCGCCCUCUGCCGCCUCCUCCGUGCCGUCUGCCGGCAAGAACAUCUGCUCCAGUUGUGGCCUUGAGAUCCUGGACCGGUAUCUGCUCAAGGUCAACAACCUCAUCUGGCACGUGCGGUGCCUGGAGUGCUCCGUGUGUCGAACGUCGCUGAGGCAGCAGAACAGCUGCUACAUCAAGAACAAGGAAAUCUUCUGCAAGAUGGACUACUUCAGCCGAUUUGGGACCAAGUGUGCCCGGUGCGGUCGACAGAUCUACGCCAGUGACUGGGUGCGACGGGCACGCGGCAACGCCUAUCACCUCGCCUGCUUUGCCUGCUUCUCCUGCAAGCGCCAGCUGUCCACCGGUGAAGAGUUCGGCUUGGUGGAGGAGAAGGUGCUGUGCCGUAUCCACUAUGACACCAUGAUCGAGAACCUCAAGAGAGCCGCGGAGAACGGGAACGGCCUCACGUUGGAGGGGGCAGUGCCCUCAGAACAGGACAGUCAGCCCAAGCCGGCCAAGCGCGCGCGGACGUCCUUCACAGCAGAGCAAUUGCAGGUUAUGCAGGCGCAGUUUGCGCAGGACAACAACCCCGACGCACAGACUCUGCAGAAGCUGGCGGACAUGACCGGCCUCAGCCGGAGGGUCAUCCAGAACCGACCCUUUUCCGCGAGGCCGAGGCUGCUGAGGCUGUUGUUCCAGGUGUGGUUUCAAAACUGCCGGGCGCGUCAUAAAAAGCACACACCGCAGCACCCAGUGCCGCCCUCAGGGGCGCCCCCUACCCGCCUCCCCUCUGCCUUGUCCGACGACAUCCACUACUCCCCGUUCAGCAGCCCCGAGCGGGCGCGCAUGGUCACCCUGCACGGCUACAUUGAGAGUCAGGUACAGUGCGGGCAGGUGCACUGCCGGCUGCCUUACACCGCGCCCCCCGUCCACCUCAAAGCCGACAUGGAUGGGCCGCUCUCCAACCGGGGUGAGAAGGAGUUAUCUUCAACUUCAGCUGAUCACAAUAGCAAAAGGCAAAUGGAAUCGUGCAACGCCAACAGCCUCCUAAUUUACAGGUUUUCUUUCCCCUCGUAUUGGCCUUUAUGUACUACUUCCUUGGAACCAUCUCUGAAUUCUGAAUAGCCAACAACCCCCAAUGUUAUCCACUCUGUUGCUUUUGUCUGGAAAACUCUGCAGUGUUUGUGGGAUGUCCCCAAGGGAAAGCUAUGUUCUAAUUUUAUCAUUUCCAUCUGUCUGGUUAUGUCAAGUUAAUUCAGAAAGAGAAGAGACACUGACCAGCCCUAAGAGGCCCAAUAGGGCAGAAAUGGAGGCCUGCCCGGACCAGAAAGCAGACGGACCAGGGAGGGACUGGGGACACUGGACUGGGAGAAACACUAACCAUUCCAAGGAGAGGAAAGAGACGGCUUAGUGAAGGGGAGACUUUACCCCCAAUUCAUUACUUACCUUAUAUGCAGAAAUCAUGGCAGAAAUGGUAUUUGAUCUAUGUGGUGACACUUCUGAAUGUUUGAGAAGGCUAGACCUGGGGACCCUUGUUGGCUACUUGUUUACUCCUGAUAGAGGUGCCUGGCCAGGUCUUCUCUUGGGGGGAGACCACUCAUGGGGAGCCAGGAACAGAGCCCAGUGAAAUGGCAGCCAGAAUGUUAAUUCAUUUCUCACUAGAGAGAGGUGCCCACUGCCCAUUGCCCAUUGCCUGGGUGAGUGUGCCAAGCCUAGGGUUCUAGCUGGUACCUCUGGGUUUCCCCUCAGCUCUGCCCAGCUCCCACCCCACCCACUCCUGAGAACAGAGGCCACACAUAGCUGUGCUCACAUUCAUCCCAUUCUGCUGCAAUUCUUCCACUCUGAACAAAGGGCUUGGGCAACACACAACCAUGAUUUGUUAUCAGGGGAUGCCCAUUUGUUUCAAGCUUAUCCUAUAAUUCUAGAACUACUUGGAGACCUGAUGCAUUUCCCACUAGAGGCUGCUAGUAAGCAUGUUUUAGCUCAAGUCUUUAUUCCUACAUUUGGAAGGAGACCGUAGGACAAAGAAACAUACACAGUCGAUGUCCCCAUUUUCAACCAUGGCAGACAUCACUAAUCGAUUGCAACAUUCUUAUUCUCACUCAGUCUGGAUAAGCUUUCAGAAUUCACAUGCUUGAAGUAGGCACUUAAAUGAGAACCUAUAUGCCAGUUGCUCUGAGACCUGGAGGAGGGUGAGGCUUGAGUGUGGCCCAAGAAAGGAACCUGAAUCCCCUCCCUUCCAAAGACGUUACAGCUGACUAAGGACAAAGAACAUAACAUUCACAAUGUGCUGAGUGUGACACACUGUUCAGAACUCAUCCAAUGGAAACUGGUGCCCAGCUCUGUGCUGGGAACUGAUUUAACAGGAGCUACGUGGGCCUGAUCCCUGGCCUUGGGAAGCUUAAAUCUUUCUUUGAUUUUUGCUCCUAAUGAUCAAAGCCCCAACCACAACCAUGUGGUAAGUGGCCAGUUGAGCUCUGUCCCGGGUCACCUAGGACCCACUCUGCCUUCAGCCUCCUCCCAGGGUCUAGUCCUUGAGUGGAUCACAUGGCCGUAGCAUGUUGCAGUCAAACGUCUUCACUACCCUUUUAAGAGCAGCCUGGGAACAUACAGACCGUCGAGACUAUUUAUUUAAAUACAAAACGAAAGGGGAAAACACACACGGAAAAAAAUUGUAAGCACUUUUUUGUAAAACCAAUGUCUGUUUUGUUACAUACCUUUCAUGUCGUGCUUUGUAAAUGUCUUAUUUGUGUAAUAAAUAAAGUUAAUGCAAGUAGAAGUGCUGGCACUUAAAUCCAGAA